Penicillium malachiteum is the source of this 693-nucleotide messenger RNA. Its product is annotated as tetratricopeptide repeat protein. The transcript has 4 exons. NCBI's taxonomy places the organism in Eukaryota, Fungi, Ascomycota, Eurotiomycetes, Eurotiales, Aspergillaceae. Bases 1 to 693 code for a protein of 230 amino acids. Gene Ontology annotation, molecular function: protein binding. The record is from RefSeq and is a predicted model, not a curated record.
AUGGUGAAACUGCUGUGGCAGGCUUGGCCGUCCGGAAUGCCAGCACCGACAAAGCCAUCCUUGCUUUUAGAACACAAAGUCGCCAAUAUGCGGUGGUCAAUGUCCCGGUACCCACUGUGUGUGGCAUUAUAUCCUCACAUUCUACGAUUGAAACAGAUGUGGUCGCAAGUGGCCGACUGCAGCGACAGCACCAAAGUUCGCUUCGCAGCACUGCUGACUGACGCUGCCUGGUAUCAGCAUGAGAAAGGGAGAUUCCGAGGCUUCGAUGGGUUCUUUGAUUUGUCACAAACGAUAUGUGAAUCUUUACCAGGUGAUGACAGCGAUAGUGUCCUUAGCACUUUCUUGAACAUGCAAAAAUCGAUCUGCGAAAGUGUCGAUCCUGGCUUUGUGGAUAUGCGACUGGGAAAUGCUUACACUGAGAUGGCACUAAGUCUCACACAGGCCGGACAAUUGUAUGAGGCCAUCAGAUUUUUUAGACGUGAAAUGGAAAUCAGGAAGAGAAUAGGAAUUACGCAUCUUCAAUCAAGAGACGCUAACUAUGCGAUGACACUAAUGCUGCGAGGAGACCUCAAAGUUGCAGAGAAGGUGCUCCUGGAUUGCGUAAAGCUUUGGGAGUCUACUGGAAGUGUUGUCACACUCAGGAUCGCCCGACAUUUCCAGGCUCUUGGAAACCUCCGCAACCUCCAAGGAUGA